AGGGCAUCAAAUCAGUGUCAGUUGAGUCGGUCCAUAGGUUGCCUGUAGGGAUUUUUAAUGUCCAGCAGAUGUCAGUAUUUAGUGACACAGUAUCGACACAGUAUCAAUACAGUUUUGCAAUGUGUCGAAACGCUUCAUGACGCCUCAUCAACCCAUCACUAGUAAAUGGUAAAUAAUUGAAUAGACACCACCAGAUGGCAGUAUAAGUGUCCACAUAAGUGGCCAUAAGACCCCAAUUCAGUAGUGUACACCAUUUUGGAAAUACGAGCUAAAAGGUGCUGUCCACGCAUGUGGCCACUAAGAGGUUUUAAAAGAAGGCUUUUUGUUUCCUCCUCCAGGCCGCCGUGUCCCUCCCUCAGCGUCCUCCCCUCCACUGCUCCUCCCUCAUCCCCGCCCUCUGCCUCUCCCUGCGCCUCCUCAUGUGGCUGGGACGCCUGAAGGACGCCUGGUGCUCCCUGCCCUGGAUGCUCUUCAUCGCCAUGGCCACGCACCACGUCCGGGACGCCGUGCGCCACGGCCUGUGGGUGUGGCCUCUGGGCAACACGGCGCCGCUCCCCUACUGGCUCUACGUCAGCACCACGGCGACGCUCCCUCACCUGUGCUCGGUGCUCAUGUACCUGACGGGCACCAGGGACGUCAUCUCCACCAAGCACGGAGUCGCCAUCGACGUUUAGCCUCCGCCCCCCCCGCGGGCGAGACACUCUGUCCGUGUGGAGGAAAGACGGAAAAAACUUUUAUUUUUCCAACCUAAAACUUCACUCUUCAACAAUAUUUAUUCAGGAGGGCGCCUCUAAAAACACUUUUUUGCUUCUUUUAGACUAUUGUGUACUUUUGGAAGGUGCUUGUGUUUGACUAUUUAAUAGCAACAAUGUGCGACGGAAUAAAUACACUGAAAUUGUUGAGUUACUAUUUAAAUUCUGUUAUUUAUUGUCUUACUGCUGCAAUGUGCAAGAAUGCAAUUAAAUUGAAGAUGAACUUU
This is a messenger RNA of Nerophis lumbriciformis (worm pipefish), 979 nucleotides long. The record is from RefSeq and is a predicted model, not a curated record. NCBI's taxonomy places the organism in Eukaryota, Metazoa, Chordata, Actinopteri, Syngnathiformes, Syngnathidae.